Messenger RNA from Colletotrichum orchidophilum, 405 nucleotides. RefSeq names its product histone H2A. The coding region runs from base 1 to 405 and encodes 134 amino acids. The record is from RefSeq and is a predicted model, not a curated record. Gene Ontology annotation, molecular function: protein heterodimerization activity; DNA binding; structural constituent of chromatin. Gene Ontology annotation, cellular component: nucleosome. The transcript has 3 exons. NCBI's taxonomy places the organism in Eukaryota, Fungi, Ascomycota, Sordariomycetes, Glomerellales, Glomerellaceae.
AUGACUGGAGGCGGCAAGUCCGGCGGCAAGGCCAGCGGUUCCAAGAACGCGCAAUCUCGAUCCUCCAAGGCCGGUCUCGCAUUCCCUGUUGGUCGUGUUCACCGUCUGCUCCGCAAGGGCAACUACGCCCAGCGCGUUGGUGCUGGUGCUCCCGUCUACCUGGCUGCAGUCCUCGAGUACCUCGCCGCCGAGAUUCUUGAGCUUGCUGGCAACGCCGCUCGUGACAACAAGAAGACCCGCAUCAUUCCCCGUCAUCUUCAACUUGCCAUCCGCAACGAUGAGGAGUUGAACAAGCUCCUUGGCCACGUCACCAUUGCACAGGGUGGUGUUCUGCCCAACAUUCACCAGAACCUGCUGCCCAAGAAGACCGGCAAGACUGGUAAGAACCAGAGCCAAGAGCUGUAA